Lymnaea stagnalis (great pond snail) is the source of this 5859-nucleotide messenger RNA. NCBI's taxonomy places the organism in Eukaryota, Metazoa, Mollusca, Gastropoda, Lymnaeidae. The record is from the annotation of a GenBank genome assembly.
CAGCUUUGGUUUACAGCGAAUUCUUCAUCAUUUUAUAUUGGUAAGUCCAGGAUCGUCCAUCCAGAUGUGUUGGCAAACAAAGAAACAACAUGAAAAUAUUUUAUUUUAAUGCAUAAAAUUACAAGAAAAAAAAGAGGGGGGGGGGGAAUGUUGCUUUAUUAUACUAAGUGAUUUUGUUAGAAAUAAUUAAAGAUAUUUUUUUUUUUACAAAUUCUGCUAAUUUAGAUUUCAAUUCGUUUUGUGGAAUUUUUAUUCUAAAUGGAAAACGUGUCACCAUAAAAUGAAACUGUAAACAAUAUAGUGGCACUUCAUUGACGCAAAAACUCAAUAUACGCAACUCUGGUCAUAAAACUAAUGUUAAUGAUAUGUUAUAAAUCUAGCGCGUUUUAUUAACACCUCAAGAUAAGAUAUUAAGACAUUAUUAUUUAAAAGUUAAAAGCCUUUAAACGCUUAUUUGUUAAAACGCAAAAUAUUUGAUUUUUUUUUUUGUUUCUUUACUUACCUUUAUGUUUUUAAAUUACUUAAUUUUAUUAAUUUCCCUAUUCAGAUAAACACAGAUCCUUCAUCGACAAGUUGAGAAUCAUUGCUGAGGAAAUGGCCCCAAAUGUGUUCCUUGUCUUAUGUAAUAGAAAUUAAAAGACGCUUAUUUGCUAUCAAUUGAAUUAUUAUUAAAAUAAUAACAAAUGUUAACAUUUAUAUAAAAAAAAGAUAACAAUCAUAAAUAUUAUUAAAAGAUUAACAAAGCGCACAUUUCAUUACAAGGAAAUAUUUAAAUUUAAAAAAAAAAUAAUUACCAAAAUAUUGAUAUUUCAAAUACUUAUUUUUUUGUAAUGCACGUAAAUUGUAAAUUUGUAGAAGUUCUUAAGUGAAAAAUACGUAUUUUGAUUAUGGUAAUAAUUGAGAUAACACCCGUUAUUAAGCAACUUACGUUUUCUCGCUGAAACGCAGCAACACUGACAAGUGGUCUAACCAUUUGUCUUUACUUUUUUACCUAGCUCUGACGCUGGUCCUUAUGAUGGCAUAUGGUGAGUACACACUAGAAUAGACGAUGACAAUGCUUGUGUGUGUGUGUGUGUGUGUGUGUGUGUGUGUGUAGGGGAUAAAGAAGAAAAGGAGGAGUUUAACACACCCCAUGAUGACGCGACCCGUUGUAAUGCACCCCACUGUAACUCACCGCGCUAAAACGCGACCAACUAUAACACAACUCGUUACAACACACCCCACUAUAGCACACACUACUAUAACAGACCACACUAUAAAACCACUCCCUAUAACACAUCCAGCAAUAACACACCCCACUAUAACACAUCCCGAUAUAAUGCACCCCGCUAUAACACAAGCCCUACUCUAACUCAUCACAAUCUAACACACCCCACUAUAGCUCACCAGAAUAACACACCACGCUAUAGCACAUCCUGGUAUAACACAUCCUGGUAUAACACACCCCACUACACCAUACCCCGCUAAAACAAAUCCCACUAUAACACACCCCACUGUAACACGACCCGCUAUAACACACCCAACUGUAACACGGCCCGCUAUAACACACCCGCUAUAACACACCCGCUAUAACACACCCGCUAUAACACAUCCGCUAUAUCACAUCCUACUAUAACAUAGCCCGCUAUAACACACCCGCUAUAACACACCCGCUAUAACACACCCGCUAUAACACAUCCGCUAUAUCACAUCCUACUAUAACAUAGCCCACUAUAACACACCCCACUACAACAUAUCCAGCUAUAAAAAUCCCGCUAAAACACAUCUCGCAUUAACAUGCCCCAGGUGCUUCAUUUCAGGUACUUUUUUUUUUGGGGGGGGGGGGGUCAAUUCCUACACCGUCUUCUUGGAUUGAUUACAUUCGUCAGUUCUUUCAUCCGUUGAAAAGUCGUACUAUUCUCACUUUCAAUUAACAAACUCAACUCCUUUUCAUAAUAACUAUAACUUUAAUAUCUAAGUAAAUAUAAUAAACAUCCUAUCACUCCAAGGUUCCACUCAAGACUGCCGCACGACUAAAACAUACGUCACAACACUGCAUAGACCAUACGUCACGACUCAGCAUAAAAAUACGUCAUAAAGACAAUGGCGGGAAGAGCGUUCACUAACUAUAAUAGUCAAGCGCGGGAAAAGCGUUCAACAACUAAUGAACAUAAUAUUGAGUCGCAACAAUUACUAAUGAACGCUCAUACUCGACAGGGGGUGGGGCAAAACUUGGUAGGGAUAUUAAGUUAUUUAUUACUGGAGGCGCUACAGUUCAUAUCAAUUUAAAUAAAAAACCAGCAAAUUCUUGGGGCGGGGGCUGCAAACGCCCCAACCUGCCCUACCCAAAUGACGUGCCUGGUUUAAACGUUUGCAAAACAAAAACAAACAAAAAUUACUACCAUUGGCCAACCUGCGACAGUGUUAUCUGCAUUUGAGCAAACAUGUUAAAUUUAUUGAUACAUUUUAUGUCUAGGUCGGUAACAGAAAUUUAAUUUGAAGAAAAAAAAAAUUGGAUCUUUUAUUCUAAGCACGAAUCAGAUUUGCUAGAAAACGUCCACUUCACAUGGAGAAAUAACAAUUGAACUUUGUCCUCAGGCUUGAGCCAUUCCCGUCCACAAUUGUUCAGACUUUUUAAAAACGAAAGAAAACGUAAAACCUUUUAACUAUUACUAUAUUAUUUAUCGGUCCGACCGAAUCAACUUACUUUAUUUAGUCCGUCUCUUUUGUUCAGUUUUGGGGGAAAAGCUAAACAACACAUAACAUCUGACGAACUGAGUUUUGAUUCUGCAUUGUGGUAUUUGGAUUGUGCCGUUAAGAUUCAAGUACAAAAAAAAAAUAAUAAUCUUUGGUAAUUUCAAAAAAAAAAUUAUUAUUUUUUAAAUUAUGAAGUUACCAUUUAAAAAAAAAAAACAGUAUAGCACAUGAAAUGAAUUAUGAAUAAAAACGUCAUGUAGUCCCCAUGUGAUUCUGAUGACCUUUCUACUCUAGCGAGCGUGUCGUGAGAUGUACUGGGUUAAAUUUAAGAUGGUCGUGGUAUCCAGGAUAUGAAAAUACGGGGCUGCUGGGGCGCCGCUCAAAAAAGGGAGUAAUAAAACGUAUUGUCUUUGAAUGACCUCUUCUCUAAUCCAAACAGAGGCUGGAGGAUCGUCAUCAACAACUGGAGCAACAGCAACAACGGCCGGAGUAGAUACGUCAACGACUGGAGCAACCGCAACAACGACUGGCGCAGCGCCAAGUGCGACUGGAUCAAUCGCAACAUCUGCUGGAUCGGAUGCAACAGGGUCUGUCACUGCAACUGGAAACCAAACAUCGACGACGGCAAAAAGUAAUAUCAAUAUAGAAAUGCAUUUUUUUAUACCUUUUCUUAUACACCUUUUUAUCGUGUGUGGGAAUUUUAAUGUUAUUAAUGGUAUUACUUUAUUAAGAUAUAGCUUUAAUAUGUAUGUAAAAAAAUAAGACCCCGCAAUUAGGGGUGUCAAGAUGACGCCCUGCAAUGAAGGGCGUCAAAAUAAGGCCCUGCAAUGGAGGGCGUCACGAUAAGGCCCUGCAAUGAGGGGCGUCAAGAUAAGGCCCUGCAAUGAAGGGCGUCAAGAUAAGGCCCUGCAAUGGAGGGCGUAAAGAUAAGGCCCUGCAAUGAGGGGCGUAAAGGUAAGGCCCUGCAAUGGAGGCUGUAAAGAUAAGGCCCUGCAAUGAAGGGCGUCAAGAUAAGGCUCUGCAAUGAAGGGCGCCAAGAUAAGGCCCUGCAAUGAGGGGCGUCAAGAUAAGGCCCUGCAAUGGAGGGUGUAAAGAUAAGGCCCUGCAAUGAAGGGCGUCAAGAUAAGGCCCUGCAAUGAAGGGCGUCAAGAUAAGGCCCUGCAAUGGAGGGCGUCAAGAUAAGGCCCUGCAAUGAGGGGCGUCAAGAUAAGGCCCUGCAAUGGAGGGCGUCAAGAUAAGGCACUGCAAUGGAGGGCGUCAAGAUAAGGCCCUGCAAAGAGGGGCGUCAAGAUAAGGCCCUGCAAUGAGGGGUGUCAAGAUGAGGCCGUACAAUGAGGGGUGUCAAGAUAAAGCCCUGCAAUGAAGGGCAUCAAGAUAUGGCCCUGCAAUGAGGGGCGUCACGAUAAGGCCCUGCAAUGAAAAAAGGGGGGGGGGUGUUUAAUGCAUUUUAUGGAUUUCAUGUGUAUCACUCAUUAACAAUGAUUUUCCGAUGUUGUUAUACACUUUUAGUAUAGAACCAUGUCGUAGUUCAGAACUCUAAAAAAUUAAUUUUACUCGCAUUAAUGUAGAGCGUCGAGUUAUUAAAGCUUAGUUCACGUAUUUCAAUACUGAUAACUCUCUAGGUAUUGAAAAGGAAAUUACACACCCCACUAGCUCACUAGUUCACCCCCCUUAUUUGGGGUGCUAGUAUUGAAAGGGAAAUUACAGGGUAAUGCAAUGGGCUGGCUUGCAAAGGGAACACAAAAUCCUGAUAACUGCGCUAGAUGUGAUUCAUGUCAAUGACCCUUAAAACAAGUUUUUGGGAAAAAAAUUAAUAAUCACGCAAUUAAAAGGGCGGGGGGGGGGGGUGGGUGUGUGAAAAUUUGACAUAACAUGUACACAAGUAACGCACUUUUUAAGAGUGCAAUUAGUGCUCCACCCACCCACCCUUUUUUUUUUCAAGGCUUGCAACCGCACAUUUUGUUCACGCCCCUGAACUAUAUUAAUAUUCUAAUGGCUCACCUGAUUUAACACUGCGGAUUGAUUUUAAAAGCUAUUUCAGAAAAAAUAAAUGAAAACUACGCUCCAAAAGCAAUUUCGAAUUUUUUUUUAGGAAUCUCAUUUAGAGCAGUUGUCGGGAAUUUUAUGUUGUGAAAUAAAUGGCAUCAUAUUUCCUCCAUGGGAUGUUUCUUACUGUAACUAAUUAGACUUUUGUGACAGCAACAUAGUUCAUAAUACAUUAUGUUGUCACAAUUUUUAAAAAAAAAAAAUUUUUUUUACUGCUAGUUCUAAUUUAAUUACUUCCUGCCGCUACUUCACAGAUGAUGUCGGUGUCUUGAUCUAUUCCACGGCUACACUGAUUGUCUGUUCGCUGACCCACUUCAUGCGAUAAACAUUCAAUUAUGAAUCAUCAAUCUUAUUAGUCUGUUUAUAGUACAAUGGCGUCAUGAGUAUUUUAUUUUUAUCAAUUCAAUAUUUUCAUUUGUUUUUUUAUUAAAGCUAAAAAUAUUAAUUUAUUUGAUUUUCUUUUAUAACACAACGACUGUACAACCAAGACUUGAACCAAAACCAUAUUUGAAUGUGGUCUGUGUUGUUAUUUUAGUUGUAGUUAACGUCAGUCAUAUUUAUUUUAACAUUCUUAAAAUGGCAAAUUUAAUUGAUGAAAAAAAAAUGCCUCAACUGUGAACUUCAUGGCAAACCUUUGAUAGUGGUUGAGUCCUUGUGUGGGUACUCAAACCUGCGAAUGAAAAGGUGAGCGUGUGAAUUCAAAGAAGCAUCGGCUCUUUGCCCAAAUACCCAUUAUGAAUGUUUCAAUAGAAUGUCUCAUCAAUAAAUAUAUCUAUCUAUAUUUUUUAGGUUCAAAUUUUCAUUUUGAUUUGAUCAUUUUUUUUUAUUAAUUUGUUUUGUGUGAUGUUGCUUACAAUAUAGAAGUCUAAAAAUACAGAAACAUUUUACCAUCAAAAUAGAUCAACCAAUUUCUAUAAAAUUAUAUAGGGCAUUUUAAAAAAUAUGUAAGAUUAUUCAAUGAUGUCAGGUAACAAGCCAACACUGUGAUAACAAGGGCAGAUUUAGUUACAUGGCAUGAAUAUUGAAACCCAUGAUUUUUAGUUUAUUUUAUUAAUCUCCCUUGGCUAUAUUUAUAACACUAUGCAGAAUUUGUUUUAAAAAUUUUUGUUUAGAAAUAUUAAAAUAUAAAUGACACGC